Molecule: messenger RNA, 2530 nt
Organism: Cuscuta campestris
Lineage: Eukaryota; Viridiplantae; Streptophyta; Magnoliopsida; Solanales; Convolvulaceae
Source: the annotation of a GenBank genome assembly
AAGAGACCGACGACCAACGAUACGAUGGAAGCUUUAACUCUCUCUUCUUUCUAUGAGAGUUGGAAACAAACUUUAUGCGCAAAAUUGCAUGCCAAUCAUCACUCUCCAAAUCUUCCAUAAGGCACACCCAAUUACAAUUACCAAAGGGGAGAGUGCUGAGGAUCUGCUGCUGCUUCUUUUGGAAUGACUUAUAUUAGAGACUCUUUUGAAUUGGCGGCAUAGUAUUAUUGGAUUAUAUUCAUGGACGAUAGGUUGUAGGGGAAGGGGGCAAAAAAAUGCAUAAUAGUAAUGGGGAAGAGAGGAGGGGAAGGAAUUGCAAAGUGAGGAAGAGGGGAGAAUCAUCAACAUCAUCUUCUUCGUUGGCGCGGGGUUACAGGCUAAAAAGGACGGGUUUGGUGGGGCGGAGAGAAGGGGGCACCCCGCGGGUUUUGAUGAUGAUGAUGAGGGGGAGGAAGGUGGGCGACGAUGACGAUUCAAGACCCUCACCUCCAAUUUCGUCGAAAAACGAGUGUUUUGACGCGCAUUGUGGGGGCGAUAUGAGCAGAGGUUUUUCGGUUUCGGCCCGAAGAUUGGGGUUCACUUUGUGGGAGAUCAAUGGGGUUAAUACUGCUUCUUCACAUAAUAGUAGUAGAGGAAAUGAGGAUGAUCAUAGCCCUGUUUCUCAGGAGGGCAUGGAAAGGAGAAGAGUGGGAAGUGUUCAUAGAAGGAGAGCUUCCACUGGUUCUCAAAAAUUGGUGCAUUCCCAACACCAUCAUGAUGAUUUCCCUGUUUGCCUCAACCAGAAUAUAAAUAUGCAGGAAACGAGUAAUCAUGGGAGGAGUAGUCAUUCUCAAACGAGGCAUGGGUUGAAAGAAGUCCGACGUGGCCUGACAACCUCAAAAGAGCUCCUCAAACUUCUAACCAGAUUUUGGGGCAUGGCGGACCAGCAGUCCACGUGUCUCUCCCUCAUCUCUGCCCUCAAGACCGAGCUUGACCAGGUCAGCGCUCAGGUCACCAAGGCCAUCCAAGGGGAGGUCGAUUCCCUCCUGAAACGGCUCGAGGAAGAGAGGGCCAAGGAGAGGAGGAGGGUUCACAGCGCCAUGGAGUCUCUCGUGGGCGAGCUCAGGAGCGAGAAGCGGAUGCGGAGGCAGACCGAGCGGCUGAACAAGAACCUGGGGCGAGAGCUGGCGAGUGCCAAGGCGUCCCUGUCUGAGGCCGCGAAAGAGGCCGAGAGCGAGAGGAGGGCGAGGGAGAUACUCGAGCAAGUGUGCGACGAGCUUGGACGCGGCAUCGGGGAGGACCGUGCCGAGGUGGAGGCGCUGAAGCGCGAGGCGGCUAAGGUGAGGGAGGAGGUUGACAAGGAGAGGGAAAUGCUCCAGCUCGCCGACGUGCUCAGGGAGGAGAGGGUGCAAAUGAAGCUCUCCGAAGCCAAGUUUGAGUUUGAGGAGAAAAACGCCGUCGUUGAGGAGCUCAAAAGCGAGCUCGAAUCGUAUUUGAGAUUCAAAAAAGGCGGUCGAGGAGGAGAGGUGGAAGAAGAGUCUCCGAGCUAUGAACGAAUCAAGGCUCUCGAGAAGCAUUUGAGGGAAACUCUUCCCUCAAAUGGAGCAAAAAUCAAAACCCACAACGACGACAAUGAUGAGGAUGAUGAUUCGGGUGGCGGCGAUAGCGACCUCCACUCCAUUGAGCUAUGUGUGGAUGAAAACAGCAAGAGCUAUGAAUGGGCUAGCAAUAAUAAUAAUAAUAGUAAUAGUAUAGGGAGAUCUAAAAAGCAUUGCCCAAUAUAUCUCGAGAGACAAACCUCGGAAGGCAUUGUUUUGGAAUUCGCGGCGGGGGUUGCGCGAAAGGAAGAAAAUGACAAGUGCGCAAACGGGUUUUCGCCGCAUUCGUUGCAUGGUUCUUGGAAAAGGGAGUGCGAGGUCGAGUUGGAGAGGUACAACAUGAUCAAGGACCUUAGAGAUCACAUUGUUUCUUCUUCUUCCAAAACCACAUCAUCUUCCCAAGAUUUGAUCAUUAGUCCAGCCAAGAAAUGGAGCCAUCAAAGCUUCAAUUCCCAAGAUUUCACUGCCAUGGUUGGGGAUUCAAAUUCAUUCAGUGUUGCAGGGAACAAAUGAAUGAGGCAAAAAAAAUGUCCCAUUUUGUGAAUGCCAAUCCGGGCCAGAGUAUGCGUCCUUACAUGUUUCAACCGUAUGUGAUUGAUUGAUAAUUAUUAAAUUUUUCAAUCAAUCACAAAUAGUUGGCCCCACAAAUUGUGGGCCCCAAGGAAUCAAGACUCAACCUUUGCAACACUCUCAAGGAUAUCCCCCUAUGUGUACAUCUCAAGAACAGGGGGAUAUGAUAGUCCCUAUCUCCAAUGCAGUUAUUAGGGGUAUGAAAAGUUUCAGGGAGCUGGGAAUAUGAUAUCGAUUGGACGAAAAUGCCCUUGAUGUGGAUAUAAUUUUUCACUCAUUUUCUUGAUAAAUGAUUUCUGGAAUUUCCAUAUAGUCAAAGUUCAUUGUCCUGUUGUUUGAGUCACAUGAAUUGUACAAAGUUUGCCUCUUUUUUUACUGGGAAU